GAAUGGAAACACAGAUUGAGUCCAUUGUCUAACAGAACACACGAUUCAAUCCAUACAUCAAUUGAUCCCAAACUGAUCGCACAAUCAACACAUCGAUGACAUCCUAUCCAUCACUUCCAAUGGUUCCGGCGCUGUCUGUGGGCUGUCUGAAGCGUAUUAUCAAGUCUACGGGUCCGCCCACCGCCGCUGACGUCCGCCAAUCGGUUGUCCAGAUUCUUGGGACCAAACGGGUGGCCAACGGAUCCAUUCGUUGCAUACUAUGGGAUGGCGUCGACUCUUAUAAGAUGGCUAUCAUUAAGCAGUCGCCCGAAAAUGACGCCAAAAUGGCGUCCAAUCAGUUCCAGACCUAUUCGGUCGUCCGACUCAUCAACUAUUGGGUGUCCACUAUAGGCGCCAACGACGCGGAAGUGCUGGUCAUCAGCCAAUUGGAGACAUUGAUGACAGGUUCGCAAAUCAACUGUAAGCUUGACGUCGGGCCGCAGCCGACGCCCGCCCCUUUGCCACCGCCGGCCAACACUUGCGAUAACCAAAACAAUAUGAAUAACGCGAAUAACGAGGCGUCGAUCGACACGUCGAAAGUGUGUCCAAUUCUGGCCAUAACUCCGUUCUUCAACGCGUGGCUAAUAAGGGCUCGAGUGGUGUCGAAGACAGCCGUCAGGACUUAUAAGGGACGCGACGGGAAAGCCGACGGACGGCUCUUCUCUUUCGAUGUGGCGGACGAUUCGGCGGACAUUAGGUUCACUGCAUUCAACAAAGAGUGCGACAAAUACUUCGAUAUCAUUGAAAAGGAUAUGAAUUACUACUUCCAAAGAGGAAGCGUUAAGUCCGCGAACAGAAAGUAUUCAAACCUUAAAUCCGAUUACGAAAUCACUUUGAAUGCCGACUCAGUUGUAGUGCUGUGUAAUGAGGCGAUGGCAGCGCCGCCCGUGCGCUUCCGCUUCACCGCAAUCGCUCAAUUGGAAGGUCAGGCCGUCGGCGAUCUCGUGGACGUCAUCGGUGUUGUACGCAAUGUGGGAACCAUUCAGACGAUUGUGGCGAAGAAGACAAGCAUUGAAUACCGCAAACGUGACGUUAGUAUAGUUGACAAGACGUUGGCUGAGGUUAGGCUCACUCUAUGGAGUGAAGAGGCCGACGGGUUCUGUGGCGUUGCCGGACAAGUGAUGGCCAUUAAAAACGCAAUCACUUACCCGAAGCCCAUAUACUNCUGUGGCGUUGCCGGACAAGUGAUGGCCAUUAAAAACGCAAUCGUCGGCGAGUUUAACGGCAAAACACUGAAAUGCGCGGCCAAUGCGACCACUGAUUUGGAUCCAGACUUACCCGAAGCCCAUAUAUUGAAGGGUUGGUACGACCGAGAGAUGGCCGGCGGCGGCCUUAAAGACAUUCGAGCGCUGAGCAAAGGCAGUGACGGCAACGGCGGCGCAAAUGAGACCAAAUAUUUGUGUCAAAUUAACGAAGAGUCUGUACCCGAAGGCCAGACAGUGUACUAUAAUUGUAAGGCCACUGUUGUGGCCACCAAUCGGUCGGAGCGACACAUGUAUAAGUCGUGCGCAAACACCGGCUGCUCGAAGAAAGUGCGCGAAGAAAACAAUUUCUAUUAUUGCGAGAAAUGUAAACACAAUUCACCUCAGUUUGAGUGGCGGCUUAUGAUCUCGUUGUCGCUCAACGACCCCACGGGUGACCAUUGGGUGACCGCUUUCCAAGAGGUGGCCGAAAAGAUUACGGGCAAACCGGUGGCCGAACUGUCGGCCCUAUACGAGUCGAGUCCCGAUGAAUACCAGUCGUUGAUAACAUCGACACUAUAUUUCAAGACAUUUGUAUUCCGAAUCGGUUCCCGAAUCGAUGUGUAUAACGACGAGCGUCGCGUGAAGUCGACGUGUUUCGCGGCCACACCUUUGGAUCCGAUACAGCGCUCCAAAGAGUUGAUUGAAUUCAUAAAGUCUUCGAUCAACUGA
Medioppia subpectinata is the source of this 1952-nucleotide messenger RNA. The record is from the annotation of a GenBank genome assembly. Lineage: Eukaryota; Metazoa; Arthropoda; Arachnida; Sarcoptiformes; Oppiidae.